AAAAAUCUGCUACGACGCCAUUUAAAAUUCAAAAAUUUCUGUCGCUGCCGUGCUAACUCAGCACGGCAACCUGUCAGGAGGCGCUUUUUUGCCCGUCAAAUUAGCCACAAGGGGCUUACCGACCGCUCACAGCAGUGGCGGCAGCAGCCUCCCAACAACCACUCACCGCCGUCCAAGGCUGCAAGGUUGCCCCCUUCCCCUGCUUUUGUCUCUCUCUCUCUCUCGCUGAUUCCACCCAAACAGCCGCAACUCCAUAGCAGCAACAAUAGCGGCCGCCUUCUACUUCAAACAAAGUCUCUCUGCUCCCACCCCACCCUCCCCAAUUUCUCUCUAUUGUCCUCCUCGCCAAUCACCAUCUACAAUUAUCAUUAGUAAGGAGUCAUAUGAUUUCAAACCUAAUAAAGUUUGGUGGGCUGUGCCCCUAUUCUCUGCUCGUUCGUCAUCACUUCCCAAAGAGCUCUUGUAGGAAGAACUCUAUUCGGUUAAAGUUUGCUGCUUUUAGUAAUAUUGCGGCUGCACGAGCUUUGGAUGAUUUAUCUGUUGAAAAAGGAAAUGCAGCGGACUCAGUUGAUCUUCCUGCCGUUUAUUCUAAGACCUAUAUCGAGCUUGUAAAUGAAUGUUAUAGUAUGAACAUUGGGUCCUUAAUCCAUACCAGAAAGCUUCAAGGAAAGAUCUUUAAGUUGGGUUUCAGUCAAGACCACGACUUCCAGUGUCGGCUCCUUGAUGUUUAUGUUGCUUGUGGAGAUCUAUUUUCUGCUUUGCAGACGUUUGAUGAUUUUCCCUCUAAAAACCUGUCCUCUUGGAAUACAUUGAUAGCUGGUUUUCUUGGGAAAAAAUUGAACAAUCAAGUUUUUAGACUCCUUUCGCGUUUGGUUGCAGAUAAUGUUAUGCCGGAUGAAUGGACAUUGGCUAGUGUUUUGAGGGCCUGCGGUGCUGGCAAAGUCACUUUUCAAUACGUUGAACACAUACAUGCUAAGGUCAUCCAAUACGGUUUUGGUGCAGCUACAGUUGUUUGUAACCCUCUUAUUGACUUGUACUCGAAGAAUGGGUUCAUCAAUUCUGCUAAGCAAAUCUUCCAGAAUAUGUUCUUAAGGGACAGUGUAUCUUGGGUUGCCAUGAUAUCUGGUUUCUCUAACAAUGGGCGUGAAGAAGACAGUAUCAUCCUCUAUAAUGAGAUGCGCAUAUCAGGAAUCAACCCUACUCCAUAUAUUUUCUCAUGUGUUAUAAGUGCAUGCUCCAAGAUAGAGUUUUAUGACCUGGGAUUGCAGCUUCAUGCUCUUGUCUAUAAGUGGGGAUUUGCAUCAGAGGUUUAUGUGUGUAAUGCUCUCGUCACCUUAUAUUCUCGCUUCGGUCACCCCAUGCCUGCUGAACAAAUUUUCAGCAAAAUGCAGCAGAUGGAUAGGGUCUCGUAUAAUUCACUUAUAUCAGGACUUGUUCAACAAGGAAAUAAUGAGAGGUCAGUUGAGUUAUUCAGGAAAAUGCAGAUUGACUCCUUGAAGCCUGACUGUGUUACAAUUUCAAGCCUUUUGAGCGCUUGCGCAUCAAUGGGAGCUCUUCUGAAGGGAAGACAACUGCACUCUCAUGCGCUUAAGGCUGGAAUGUGUUCAGAUAUCAUCAUUGAAGGUUCUCUGCUUGACCUUUAUGUCAAAUGUUCUGAUGUUGAAUCAGCUCAUAGAUUCUUCCUCACAACACAGAAAGAUAAUGUGGUUCUCUGGAAUGUGAUGCUGGUGGCUUAUGGUCUCAGAGGUGAUCUGAACGAGUCCGUUAGGAUUUUUGAACAGAUGCAGAGUCGAGGCCUGCAGCCUAAUCAAUAUACCUACCCAAGUAUCUUGAGAACCUGUACUCUGGUAGGAGCUCUUGACUUAGGGGAGCAAAUUCACAGUCAAGUCAUCAAAACUGGACUUUACCAAAAUGCUUAUGUCUGCAGUGUGCUUAUUGAUAUGUAUACAAAACAUGGAAAUCUGGAUACUGGGCUGAAAAUUCUCAGGCGUCUCACAGAGGAAGAUAUUGUCUCUUGGACAGCAAUGAUUGCUGGAUACACUCAGCAUGAUCUUUUCUUGGAAGCCCUCAAACUUUUCAUAGAAAUGCAAGACUUGGGCAUUCAAUCAGAUAAUAUAGGAUUUGCAAGUGCUCUUAGUGCAUGUGCUGGACUUCAAGCAAUCAAUCAAGGACGACAAAUUCAUGCACAAUCAAUCACCUCUGGCUAUUCCUUGGACCCGUCAAUUAGCAAUGCACUAAUAAGCCUUUAUGCUAGAUGCGGCAAAGUACAGGAUGCGUACUUGGCAUUUGACAAAAAUAAAAAUAAGGAUAACAUCUCAUGGAAUGCAUUGAUAUCAGGCUUUUCACAAAGCAGGCACUGGGAGGAAGCUCUAUACACGUUCUCUAACAUGAAUCUAGCUGGAGUAGAAUCCAAUAUGUUCACUUAUGGGUCUGUGGUCAGUGCAGCUGCUAAUACAACAAACUUAAAACAAGGGAAGCAGAUCCAUGCCAAAAUCAUAAAAACUGGGUAUAUUGCUGAGAUAGAAGCUUCAAAUGUGUUGAUCACAUUAUAUGCGAAGACCGGGAGCCUUGAUGAUGCCAAAAGAGAGUUUCUUGAAAUGCCUCAGAAAAAUGAAGUUUCCUGGAAUGCCAUGAUCACGGCCUAUUCUCAACAUGGAUGUGCCGCCGAAGCAAUUGAACAGUUUGAGGAAAUGAAACAACUGGAUGUGAGGCCAAAUAACGUUACUUUUAUCGGAGUUUUAUCAGCCUGUAGCCAUGUGGGUUUGGUGGAUGAGGGGCUCAGCUAUUUCAAGUCCAUGAGAGAAAAACAUGAUCUGGUGCCAAAAUCAGAACAUUAUGCUUGUGUUGUAGAUAUUUUAGGACGGGCAGGUCAUUUGUCCCGUGCAAUAGAAUUUGUGGAGACUAUGCCAAUUGAACCAGAUGCAAUGGUCUGGAGAACACUCUUAAGUGCUUGCACAGUUCACAAGAACAUGGAAAUUGGAGAAUUGGCGGCUAAACAUCUUUUGAGAUUAGAGCCAAAUGACUCUGCUACCUACGUUCUUCUAUCCAAUAUGUAUGCGGUUUCCGGGAAAUGGGUUUAUCGCAAUCAUGCAAGGAAGCUGAUGAAAGACAGAGGUGUAAAGAAAGAGCCUGGUCGUAGCUGGAUUGAAGUUAAAAACUCGUUCCAUGCCUUUUUCGUCGGUGAUCAGCUCCAUCCUCUUGCAGAUCAGAUCUACGCGUUUCUUGAGGAUUUAAAUGUUAGGGUUGCUGCAAUGGGUUACAUACAGGACCGAUAUAGCAUUUGGAAUGACAUGGAGCUUGGUCAAAAAGACCCAACUGCAUUGAUCCACAGCGAAAAGUUGGCUAUUGCCUUUGGACUGCUGAGCUUGUCUGAUUCAAUUCCAUUACGAGUGAUGAAAAACCUUCGGGUCUGUAAUGAUUGCCAUAAUUGGAUUAAGUAUGUUUCAAAGGUAGAAAAUCGGACUAUUGUUGUAAGGGAUACAUACCGGUUCCAUCAUUUUAAGGAUGGUCUUUGUUCAUGCAAAGAUUACUGGUAGCUUGAUAUAUUAGAAAGUUGUGAACACAAGUGGGGAUCAUCAUGCUUCCAGCUCAAGAACCAAAAGUAGGAGAUUGGGAAAUUUUUGCUCCCAAAACCUUUUUCUUGUAAUUAACUAGGUGCUUGCCAAGUUGUUUUGAGUACUGAGGCAUUAUGAAAAUGUCGAUGUUGAUUUGGUGGUGUUCUUUUCCAGGAGGACCCUGGUCUUUAUGCGUCCUUUCAUGGAGAUAUGGACAAGCCAAACUGGAAUCAAGUUUUUAGAUGCAGUAGACAUGGGAUGAGAACUCUGUCUGAUCCUGCAGAGCAAAUUAAUUUCAAUGUUGAAGGUCAACUGAAGGAGGUGUUCAAUAAAUCAAUAUCCGUCCAAUAUGAGUUUAUUGGAUCCAAGAUUAAUAGUGCUACAUAUCAUUGAUUUGAGCUGGGAUGGAAGCAAAUAUUUACAUGCCAAACAUGAAGACAAAAGCUUCCCGAGUCUAUUUUUUGGUAUUUCUACCAAAUCUUGGGAAGAAUAUAACCAGCUGUCAGUUUCUUCUCUGCUCAAAUCCUUCCAUGGCUGAAAAUAGGAUUACUGUUCAAACCAAUAUUACCACAAACACCACCAAUCAGACAGGAAGCAUGCAAGCCACCAUCCUUCCUCUGUAAGACUGGUUAGACAUCGUAAACUGGAAGCUCUCUUGAAAUAGGGCUGGCCAUUGCCCUCAAUCUAGGCUCACUUGGGGCCGAGCUUGUCAUCAAGUACAUCACUCUGCUCAAGCUCCCUGCUUCAUAGUUUCAUCCACUCUGUCAGCUUCUUCAUCCCCAACUUUCCCUUAUUGGCAAACACCACCAUCAAAGAGUUUGAAAGCAGGUUCAGCGUCAAUGCAGGGGUUGGCUUCUCAUGAUUCAGGGAGGCUGCCAACAGGAUAAGGCGCAGAUGAGGAAUCAUCAGAUGCUUAUCCCCAUCCAUAGGCUGUAGCUUAAUUGGCUCCCAGCUUAGGACAUUUGCUGGUUCUGAGGACAGCCCUAAAGUCCAUGGUGAAGCUACCGGUCAAGGAGCUCAUAGGAUCCAGGAUAAUUGCCUACUGUGUGGCUCGGGGGCCUCCUUAUGCGUGGACUUCCAUUCUAGGGUAACCAGAAGGAAUGGUGAAGAAACCCUGUAGCUUCUUGGCUGCUGGUGCUGGGGGGUGGGUCAUUGGCCAGAUUAUUCGUAAGAAUGGUGAGAGCCGCCAUUUGUGUGGAUUAUGAUGCAAAUGUCAGAUUCUAAUCAAUGUGCAGCGGUCCCUUAAACCAA
Coffea arabica (coffee) is the source of this 4805-nucleotide messenger RNA. Its product is annotated as pentatricopeptide repeat-containing protein At4g13650. NCBI's taxonomy places the organism in Eukaryota, Viridiplantae, Streptophyta, Magnoliopsida, Gentianales, Rubiaceae. Gene Ontology annotation, molecular function: protein binding; zinc ion binding; RNA binding. Gene Ontology annotation, biological process: RNA modification. The record is from RefSeq and is a predicted model, not a curated record.